AUGGCAUCCCAGGUCCUGCUGCAGCUCCAGCCCUCCAACCAAAGCCAACUGUUCCUUCCCAACACCACCUUCUGUGACAAUGCUCUGGAAGCCUGGGACCUGCUGUACAGACUACUGCCAGCAUUCAUCAUCACCAUCUGUUUCUUCGGCCUCCUGGGAAAUGUUUUAGUCCUGUCCAUCUUCCUUCUGCCCCGGCGGCGACUGACCGUGGCAGAAAUCUACCUGGCCAAUCUGGCAGCUUCUGAUCUGGUGUUUGUCUUGGGUUUGCCCUUCUGGGCAAAGAAUGUCUGGAACCAGUUCAACUGGCCCUUUGGAGGCCUCCUCUGCCGUGUGGUCAAUGGAGUCAUCAAGGCCAAUCUGUUUAUCAGCAUCUUCCUGGUGGUGGCCAUCAGCCAGGACCGCUACAGGGCGCUGGUGUACCCCAUGGUGAGCCGGAGGUGGAGGCGGCGGCGGCAGGCCCAAGCCACCUGCAUGCUAAUUUGGGUGGUGGGGGGCCUCUUGAGCACCCCCACAUUCCUUCUGCGCUCCGUCAAUGCCAUCCCCGACCUGAACGUCUCUGCCUGCAUCCUGCUGUUCCCCCACGGGGCCUGGCACUUCGCAAGGAUUGUGGAGUUGAAUGUGCUGGGUUUCCUCCUCCCACUGGCUGCAAUCAUCUUCUUCAAUUAUCACAUCCUGGCCUCCCUGAGAGGGCGGGAGGAGGCCAGCAGGACCAGGUGUGGGGGCCCCAAGGGAAGCAAGACCACAGUGCUGAUCCUCAUGCUGGUGGCUGCCUUUCUGGUCUGCUGGGCCCCUUAUCACUUCUUUGCCUUCCUGGAAUUCCUGGUGCAGGUGCGAGCCAUCCAGGGCUGCUUCUGGGAGGAGUUUACUGAUCUGGGCCUACAGUUGACCAACUUCUUUGCUUUCUUCAACAGCUGCCUAAAUCCAGUGAUUUAUGUCUUUGUGGGCCGGCUCUUCAGGACCAAGGUCUGGGAACUUUAUAAAUGA
Castor canadensis (American beaver) is the source of this 984-nucleotide messenger RNA. It is a transcript of the gene Bdkrb1, whose product is annotated as bradykinin receptor B1. Gene Ontology annotation, biological process: immune response; G protein-coupled receptor signaling pathway; inflammatory response. Gene Ontology annotation, cellular component: external side of plasma membrane; membrane. The record is from RefSeq and is a predicted model, not a curated record. Gene Ontology annotation, molecular function: C-C chemokine receptor activity; bradykinin receptor activity; C-C chemokine binding. NCBI's taxonomy places the organism in Eukaryota, Metazoa, Chordata, Mammalia, Rodentia, Castoridae.